This is a messenger RNA of Myotis lucifugus (little brown bat), 1521 nucleotides long. RefSeq names its product potassium voltage-gated channel modifier subfamily G member 4 (gene KCNG4). The transcript is spliced from 2 exons. Gene Ontology annotation, cellular component: membrane; voltage-gated potassium channel complex. NCBI's taxonomy places the organism in Eukaryota, Metazoa, Chordata, Mammalia, Chiroptera, Vespertilionidae. Gene Ontology annotation, biological process: protein homooligomerization; potassium ion transmembrane transport. Bases 1 to 1521 code for a protein of 506 amino acids. Gene Ontology annotation, molecular function: delayed rectifier potassium channel activity. The record is from RefSeq and is a predicted model, not a curated record.
AUGCCCAUCACUUCCAGAGUCAGGGGCCUGCAGCCCCAACACCAUCACUCCAGCUCCUGCAGCCCUUUGAGUCAGCUCUUGCCGGGCUCCGUGGAGCCGCCGUCCAUCAAGGGCCUUUACUACCGCAGGGCCCGGAAGGUGGGCGCGCUGGACGCCUCCCCGACGGCGGACCUGAAGAAGGAGAUCCUGGUGAACGUGGGGGGCAGGAGGUACGUGCUCCCCUGGAGCACGCUGGACGAGUUUCCCCUGAGCCGCCUGAGCAAGCUCAAGUUCUGCCGGAAUCAGGAGGAGAUCGCGCAGCUCUGCGACGACUACGACGAGGACAACCAGGAGUUCUUCUUCGACAGGAGCCCCAGUGCCUUCGGGAUGAUCGUGAGCUUCCUGGCGGCCGGCAAGCUGGCCCUCCUGCGGGAGAUGUGCGUGCUGUCCUUCCAGGAGGAGCUGACCUACUGGGGCAUCGAGGAGGAGCACCUGGAGAAGUGCUGCCUGCGGAAGCUGCUGAAGAAGCUGGAGGAGCUGGCAGAGCUGCGCAGGGAGGAGUCCCUGCAGCGCGAGCAGGAGGCGUGCGGCCCGGCCGCGGACACCUCGCGCUGCGGGCUCUGCAUGAACUGGCUGCGGGAGAUGGUGGAAAACCCGCAGUCGGGGCUGCCCGGGAAGGUCUUUGCUUGCCUGUCCAUCCUCUUCGUGGCCACCACCGCGGUCAGCCUGUGUGUCAGCACCAUGCCCGACGUGAGGGCCGAGGAGGACAAGGGUGAGUGCUCUCAGAAGUGCUACUACAUCUUCAUCGUGGAGACCAUCUGUGUGGCGUGGUUUUCCCUGGAGUUCUGCCUGCGGUUUGUCCAGGCCCGCAACAAGUGCCAGUUCUUCCAAGGGCCCUUGAACAUCAUCGACAUCCUGGCCCUCUCGCCCUACUACGUGUCGCUGGUGGUGUCCGAGGAGCCCCAGGAGGACGACGAGCGGCCUGGCGGGAGCUUCUACCUGGAGAAGGUGGGGCUGCUGCUGCGCGUGCUGCGGGCGCUGCGCAUCCUCUACGUGAUGCGCCUGGCGCGCCACUCGCUGGGGCUGCAGACGCUGGGCCUCACCGUGCGCCGCUGCACGCGCGAGUUCGGCCUGCUCCUCCUCUUCCUCUGCGUGGCCAUCACCCUCUUCUCCCCUCUGGUCUACGUGGCCGAGAACGAGUCCGGGCGGGUCCUGGAGUUCACCAGCAUCCCGGCCUCCUACUGGUGGGCCAUCAUCUCCAUGACGACGGUGGGCUACGGAGACAUGGUCCCGCGUAGCGUGCCCGGCCAGGUGGUGGCCCUCAGCAGCAUCCUGAGUGGGAUCCUCAUCAUGGCCUUCCCAGCCACGUCCAUCUUCCACACCUUCUCGCACUCCUACUUGGAGCUCAAGAAGGAGCAAGAGCAGCUCCAGGCCCGCCUCCGCCACCUGCAAAAUGUCGCCACAGCCAGUGAGCGCGAGCUCCUGAGUGAUGUGGACGACCUGAUCCUGGAGGGACCCACCUCCCCCAUCAAAUACAUUUAG